AGUUUGAAUGUGCAAGAAACUAUAAAAUGCACACAGUAUGCAAGAAUAUAAAAAAAUUCAGAGUAAAAUUCAUAUUAUAAUAUUUACAGAGUAAAAUAAAUUCCUAUUUAGGUUCCGUUUUUGUAGGUACGUUUGCAAAGAUUUUAUUUUGCAUAAAGAUCCGCAGUCUAAUUAUAACAUUUGUGACUUCAUACUUGUUGAAAGGGGUUUGGUGCUGUUUUACAAGUAAUGACUGAGCAAAGAAAUAGCAUAAACAUUUGGAAUCGCCACCAAUCCCAACAUUUUUAUUGAAGCUGUAAAUCUCACGUAGCUUAUUAUUUAUAAACCGAAGAAGGUUUCGCCUGUGGUCCUUGAAAACAAUCGUUGUGGAGAAGGGUGUACACUCUUUUGUUGAGAAUCACUGUAAUGAACAAUCACGGUGACACAAGCUGAUUGUUCUUGAAUAAUAAAUAACACAGAGAGGGGAUGACUGACAAUGAGUAUAAGAGUGACAGCGCAGCCAGCAUCAUCGCCUUAGGAUUCCAGUUCUUCACCCGAUACAAGAUGUUGCGGCUGUGGCUUCUGGGGCUGCUGGCCAUUUCUUUCGCCCAGGCGGCGUACUACGAAACAAGAACGGCCGACACGGAUUAUCUCUUGAAGCAGAAGAAAGUUUACAAUCUGCUCUAUCACGUCUCCCAACCCAUGGUGGUGAAUCGCGACCUGUACGAUGAGGGCCAAGCAUGGAGCAUCGAAUCCAACCUUAACUCCUACGGAAAUGAGGCUGCGAAGAAAUUCCUCUCCUUCUACGAAAAGGGAAUGCUUCCUCGAGGAGCGUUAUUUUCGGUUUAUUAUCCAAAGCUGCUUAAAGAAUUAAUGGCCUUAUUCGACCUUUUCUAUUACGCAAACGAUUUCGACGUGUUCUAUAAAACGGCUCUUUGGGCAAGAAUUUAUAUGAACGAGGGCCAGUACAUUUACGCCCUUUACAAUGCAAUAAUUAGAAGGCCAGAUACUAAGUACAUCCAACUUCCGCCAGUAUAUGAAUUGUAUCCAAACGCUUUCUACAACUCGGAAGUGCUCGAAAAAGCCCACUACCCACAGAUUUACGGCAAGAUGGGUCCGAAAUCUGCUAAUUACACAACAUACUUUAUCAAUGCGAAUUAUUCUGGCUGGUACCUUAACCGCGAGUACAAUAUGGAGAACAAAUUGAAUUAUUUUGUGGAAGAUGUUGGGUUAAACGAGUACUAUUUCUUCUUCCGACAAAACUUCCCAUUCUGGCAAAAAUCCAAAGAAUUUGGCUUCCCAAAUUAUCGUGGAGAGGAAUACCUUUAUGGACAUAAACAAUUACUGAAUAGAUACAACCUCGAAAGACUUUCGAAUGACUUGCCUAAGCUUGAAGAUUUCGAUUGGAAUAAACCUUUCUACCCUGGUUACUAUCCCACCAUGAUGUUUGCUGGCGGAUUACCAUUUACCCAAAGGCCAUACUGGAGCUCCUUCCCAUAUUACAAAUACAAAUACAUCAAGGACAUUAGCGAUAUGGAGUCGAGAUUAUCUGCCGCAAUUGAUUCUGGUUUUGUACUAAAAAGUGAUGGUAAAUGGGCCAAUAUUUACACUCCAGAAGGUUUGAAUAUUCUUGGAAACUUAAUCGAGGGUAACGCUGAUUCCUACAAUAGAGACUUUUAUGGCAGCAUUGACUAUUUUGGAAGAAAGAUCCUUGGUUUCAAUUUAGAACCAGCAAAUAGUUAUCAACUAGUUCCUAGCUCUUUAGAAAUGUUCUCCACUUCACUAAGGGACCCUGCUUUCUAUCGACUAUACAAGAGAGUGCUUGAUUAUUAUUACAGAUACAGUAUGCUACAGAAACCAUACACCAAGGAUGAAAUUGUUUAUCCCAACCUGAAAAUUCAAUCCUUUGCUGUUGAUAAAUUAAUUACAUAUUUUGAUCAAUACGACGCAUCGAUAAGCAAUGGUUUAAUGGUUCAAGAUGAUACAGAAGCUGAAACACUUUUAGUCAAAGUGAGACAAUACCGUCUGAAUCACAAACCAUUCAAUUUCCACAUUGCAGUUACUGCAGACAAACCGAUGAAGGCAGCUUUCAGAAUUUUCCUUGGACCAGCAUUUAACUCGAAUCGCAAAUACGCAGACUUUGAGGAAAAUUUCAAAUAUUUCUACGAGAUGGACAACUGGUUUGUUGAUUUGAAUGCAGGUCCAAAUAAAAUCACACGUAACAGCAAAGAUUGCUUCUUCCUAAGCUCUGAUCCAGAACCAAGUGAAUUGUACUAUCAGAAAAUUCAAAGAUCUCUUAAUUAUAGCGAACCAUUCACUUAUUACGAAAGGAUCUCAGGAUUCCCAGAAAGACUACUGUUGCCAAAAGGCAAAAAAGAAGGAAUGCCAUUCCAAUUAUUCUUGUAUAUUAGCCCAGUCUCACAGGAACGCCAGUAUUUCUCCAGAAUAUGGGGUAACUACAUGUUUGACAAUAACCCAUAUGGUUUCCCUCUAGAUAAACCAAUUUACGACUUCGCAUACGAUGGACCUAACAUGAUGUUCAAAAAUAUUUUCAUUUAUCACAAGGAUGACUACGACAUGAAUAUUCCUUACUGAUUACGUUGCUCUUUCAUUUUUUUACUGUUUGCAUUUACUAUUGUAGUAACACGCUUUUUAUAAUAAAUGUUACUCUGUCUUUCUUCUGA
Hylaeus anthracinus is the source of this 2663-nucleotide messenger RNA. It is a transcript of the gene Hex70a, whose product is annotated as arylphorin subunit alpha-like. Lineage: Eukaryota; Metazoa; Arthropoda; Insecta; Hymenoptera; Colletidae. Bases 466 to 2574 code for a protein of 702 amino acids. The record is from RefSeq and is a predicted model, not a curated record. The transcript has 6 exons.